This is a messenger RNA of Neocloeon triangulifer, 2304 nucleotides long. RefSeq lists its product as uncharacterized. NCBI's taxonomy places the organism in Eukaryota, Metazoa, Arthropoda, Insecta, Ephemeroptera, Baetidae. The transcript is spliced from 6 exons. The record is from RefSeq and is a predicted model, not a curated record. Bases 128 to 1294 code for a protein of 388 amino acids.
AGUCCUGACGCAGACCCUUACCUUGCAACACGCUUCCUAUUCCCAUUCAGGACGUCCCAGCGAGACACUCACACAGACAUACGAGAGAGUUUUAUGUGACGAGACCUAGCCAGUUCAUUCAUCACACAUGAAAGGUACAAACGGAGAACGAUGGAGGACAGCGAGUGGCCUUCUGGCUCUGCUUCUGCUGGUCCAAACUUGCAGUUCGAACCCAGCGAGACCGCGGCCGGCGCGACCGCAGCCCGACGCGUCCGACGAUACCUUGCUGACGGGCAGCGUGGAGAACACGACGGCCGACCAGAAGGUGCCGCGCAAACUGCAGAAACCCAACAGGGACAACUUGUGGUGGGCCAACCCAUGUGGUGUGAGCGGCGGUGGCGAGUUGCACACGCCGAAAUUCACCUCUUCCGAAGAGGUGGAGAUCUUCGAGAUGAAGAACGAACCCAACAGCAUCACAGAGUCUUGGGUCACUCAGCUGCGGAGCACCGUCAUCCACAUCAAAAAGAUCGAGGAGCGCUACAGAGAUAAGCAUCCUUUAUCAGACAAAGAUUUGCUUCAACUGAUCAGAAGUUUUCAAGAGGAACUUAUGAUCGACGUUGGAGAGAUCCAACAUUUUGCGGAAGAAGAUUUUGAGUUUACUUGGCUUCCAGAGGUUUCAAAAGAUUACAAUCAAACCAAGCAAAAGAUGUUUCAGACUGUUCGAGUUGCAAAUCAGUUGUACAAAGGCCUGCAGAGGUUUGCAGUCACCAUCGAGUGCAUGAUGGGCCACAGUGGCUGCAAGCAAAUCAUCAAAAGUCUGAAAAAGAAGAGGAAGAACAUCAUCAAAGAGUUGCAAGAUCAAAAGCCAAAUCAGAAGAUUUCUUCGACCAGGAUGGCGAUGCUUAAAGAAAUCAAGCACCAACUGAGACUGUUGCUGUGUGAAGUUCAAACGUUUUUGAGAGGCGUCAAGAAUGGAAAAAAGCUGCCAUCUCCACCAAUGAUCAGCAUCAUCAAUGAAAAGGAGUUAAAGGAUUCGCCAGACGAGACGGAGCAACUGGUCCUAGACCUGGGCAUCAUCUUUAAGUACAAGAGGUACUUGGGCGAGUGGGAGAAGAUCAUCAAAAACCUUUUGAAGAAUGUUGAACCUGCCAUCAGGAAGAAGCGAAAAUCAAAUAAGAAAAAUCAGCAAGAAAAGGGAGAGACUCCCGAGGGCCAGCAGAGGCCAAGGGCGGGCAGAAGAUUAGGCGGCCGGGGUGGUCAGCGGAGACAAAAGAAACAGGGCCAGAAACCUAAGACAACAACGCCAGCACCUUGAAGAGAAAAAUCACUGCCAUUCCAAACCACAAGUUACAUAUCAUGAUAGUAAUUUAUUCAGAUGCAUUUUGAUUAUAUUUUAGACUGCGCCGAGCAAGACAAUAUUUGAAAACAAACUUGGAGCGACUACUUUUUAAUGAUCGUUCUGUAAAUAUUGGAAGGAGCUCCAAUUUUGUGAUACUUGUUGCAUUCCAAAGCUUGAAAGGGGCUGGAGAAAUAUGUUUAGUUAGAUGAUUUUUUUAGACUGAAAAGUUGUGUGUAAUUUAUUUAUGGAGAAAUUCAGCCUCAAAAUAAUUUGCUUGAAUUAAUUUUUGGCUGAAGUGUUAUGAUUUACGCUUUGCAAUGGUGAAAGUGAUUGAAUGCUCAAUUUACAAAUUGUUUAAAAAAAAAUUCUCAUAAUUUAAUAAAUCUUUUUGUAAUUUGAGUAUUUUAUCAUUUGACACUGCAACUUAACCGUAAUUGUGAUACAAUUUAAUUGAUCAUAAAUAUUUUGGCACCAAUUAAGAAAUUAUUUGACUGCCAAAAUAUUUCAACUAGUUUUUACAAUCAUGUAAAAUCCACUGUGUGGAUAUUCCUAAAUGUAUAGAUGAUAGGUUGUUAUUAAUUUAUUAUACCUCAUUAUUAGUGUUAAUAAUUUAUUUGAAACUAUGUAAAUACUUAAUAACUUUUAAUUUUCCUACAUCACUAUAUUUCUGUAUUGCUCAAACUUCAUCUGUCAUUAAAUCUUUUAAUCGAACUAUUUAUUGUUGAUCAUAUUUACAAUUAGAUGACUUGAAAGUUUUUAAAACAACUUAUCCUUGUGCCUUAUAAAGUUAUAAAUUAUCUUAAUGGAACAGUUAUAGCAAUUUAAGAUUGGUAAAAAUAUUUAAUUGAACCUACAAAUGGCAUUGAUUUUUCUAAUCAACUAUGGAUAAUUCCUUAUGCAUAACUGAACACACCUAUGAACUUUUGUACUUGACCUCUUUGUACUGUACUUUCCGAGCAGUGGAUUAAAAGAAACAAGACUGCAAA